UAAAAUGUGGUAAAUACACACAAUAGAAUAUUAUUUAGCCUUAAAAAGGAAGGAAAUUCUGACAUAUGCCACAACAUGGACAAAUCUUAAGGACAUAAUAUGAAGUGAAAUAAAAGACAAAUGCUAUAUGAGGUAUGUAGUCAAAAUCAUUGAGACAGAAAGUAGAAUGGUGGUUGCCAGGGGCUGAGGCUUGUCAUUCUGAGUGUGUUUCUGAAGAUAUCCUGACUAAUUCCCUGGAAACAUAGUGCAAAUACUGCUGAUUAUCUACAAACACUGUGGAUCAGGCAAUAUGCCAGGUGCUUGCCUUGUAUUGGUGGGUGGUCUCAGUUAAUCCUUGCAACUUUUGAAGUGAGUAUUAUUAAUCCCAUUAUCCUGUUUGAGAAACUGAAACCCAGAGAGUUUCAGCAUCUUGCCCAGGUCAGACAGCUCCUAAGACAGAGCUGAAAGUGACUCUACAGGCUGUUUUCUCUGCUACUCAAUAUGGCCCGUGGUGUAUGGGCAUGGGGAGCAUACUGAGGCUCCGAUCCAGAUGGCUGUGGGGACUUGGAGGCGAGGAUGUGGGCUGCAUUUCCUGCUUUGUGGAGCCACUUGGAGCAGCCUGAGGCUCGGCAGCACUCCCACCAGUAGCAGAGAGUUUGCAUGGCACCAAGCACCUGGACAGGUGUGUUCAGUCCCUCCCUGGGGGCAGAGCUGAGAGUCAAAAGGGAGCCUCCAGGAUUCAGCAGUGGUGGCAGAGCUGUGAGGACAGUUACCAUCCAUAGGCCCUGGCCCCUCACACGCUUAAGCCCCAGUGUCCUGCAGAUCCUCUCUACCCUCCAACCCCCCAAGCUGGGCCUGAGCAGAGCCUGGGUGCUGCCUUACAGAAGAUGAAUAAUUCAGGUCCCAGUGACCUGAGGUGUCAGUUUCAGUUGCUGUGUUCCCAUGGGCACAGGCAUCCAGAUGCUGUAAUUAAGUUAAUGGAAAGGGCCAAGGGUGAUGGUGGGAGCUGCUGUCCUGUGCCUCGGAGGGCUCGGGGCUGAUACAGUCCUUGCCCCAUCCUGCUGAAAAUGCGCCAUGCUCAUCUAGAGCUCAGGUAUGGGGAAUGCAGGCAGGAAGGGGGGGCAGGGUACUGAGAUAGGAGAAGAAAGGAAGAGAGAGUGGAAAGAGGAAGAUCACAGUCAGGAAGCCAAGAGAGACUAAGAGUUACAGAGGAACAGACAGAAGGAAACAGAGACAGAAGCUGAGUGAGAGGUAAAGGGGAUGGCGGAGGCAGAGAAAAGGACAGAGGCAGAGGCCAGAAGAGGCAAAGACCAGCAGAGAAGGAGAAACAGCAGAUGCGAAGGACCAAGUACCAAAGUCCAAGGGCAGGCAGGACCUGAUGCUGCCCUCGGGUGGGCCAGGAGGCUCAUACCCAGAGACCCACCCCACCUCUUGCUGUGGCAGGGCCAGGGGGCCCGGCAACCACUACCUCAGCCUGGGCUUCUCUGUCUCCAGCCUGGGCCUCCUGCUCCUGCUCCCACUCCUUCCAGAGUGCUUGGGAGCUGAGGGCAGGCUGGCUCACAGGCUGUUCCAUGACCUCUUCGCCAACUACACAAGUGCCCUGAGACCAGUGGCAGACACAGACCAGGCUCUGAACAUGACCCUGGAGGUGACAUUGUCCCAGAUCAUCGACAUGGAUGAGCGCAACCAGGUGCUGACCCUGUACCUGUGGAUGCGACAGGAGUGGACAGAUGCCUACCUACAAUGGGACCCCGAUGACUAUGGUGGCCUGGAUGCCAUCCGCAUUCCCAGCAGUCUUGUGUGGCGGCCUGACAUCGUACUCUAUAAUAAGGCAGACGCACAGCCACCGGCCUCGGCGAGCACCAACGUGGUUCUGCGGCACGACGGCGCGGUGCGCUGGGACGCGCCGGUCAUCACGCGCAGCUCGUGCCGCGUGGACGUGUCAGCCUUCCCCUUCGACUCACAGCGCUGUGGCCUGACGUUCGGCUCGUGGACGCACGGUGGGCACCAGCUGGACGUGCGGCCACGUGGCAGCGGGGCCGGCCUGGCGGACUUCGUGGAGAACGUGGAGUGGCACGUACUGGGUAUGCCGGCGCAGCGCCGCGUGCUCACCUACGGCUGCUGCUCCGAGCCCUACCCGGACGUGACCUUCACGCUGCUGCUGCGCCGCCGCGCUGCCGCCUACGUGUGCAACCUGCUGCUGCCCUGCGUGCUCAUAUCGCUGCUCGCCCCGCUUGCCUUCCACCUGCCUGCCGACUCGGGUGAGAAGGUAUCCCUCGGCGUCACCGUGCUGCUGGCACUCACCGUCUUCCAGCUGCUCCUGGCCGAGAGCAUGCCACCGGCGGAGAGUGUGCCGCUCAUCGGGAAGUACUACAUGGCUACCAUGACCAUGGUCACCUUCUCCACAGCGCUCACUAUCCUUAUCAUGAACCUGCAUUACUGUGGUCCCAGUGCCCACCCAGUGCCAGCCUGGGCUCGGGCAUUCCUGCUGGGACGCCUGGCACGGGGCCUGUGUGUGCGGGAACGAGGGGAGCCCUGUGGGCAGUCUAGACCACCCAAGUCACCUCCCAGUCCCCAGCCUCCCGAGGGAGGGGCUGGCCCCACAGCAGGCCCUUGCCAUGAGCCCCGGUGUCUAUGCCAUCAGGAAGCCCUACUGCGCCAUGUAGCCACCAUUGCCAACACCUUCCGCAGCCACCGGGCUGCCCAGCGCCGACAUGAGGACUGGAAGCGCCUGGCGCGUGUGAUGGACCGUUUCUUCCUGGGCAUCUUCUUCUUCAUGACCCUGGUCAUGAGCCUCCUGGUGCUGGUGCAGGCCUUGUGAGUCCUGGGAGUCUGCGGCAGCCACAGCAUCCCAGAUGGGGUGGAAAGGCCAGCCGCUUGUUAGCCUUCAGAUAGGCUGCCCAAUCUCUCCCUACUGUGCCUAAGAGCCUGGGAUACCCUCUCUCAGGAUCAGCACUGCUGACUUCACAAGCCACGAGGGAGCACUUGUUGUGUACGUACGCUAAACUCUAAGGGAAAUUCA
Molecule: messenger RNA, 3001 nt
Organism: Rhinolophus ferrumequinum (greater horseshoe bat)
Lineage: Eukaryota; Metazoa; Chordata; Mammalia; Chiroptera; Rhinolophidae
Gene: CHRNA10
Product: cholinergic receptor nicotinic alpha 10 subunit
Exons: 6
Coding region: 1358-2800 (480 amino acids)
Biological process (GO): nervous system process; monoatomic ion transmembrane transport; regulation of membrane potential
Cellular component (GO): postsynaptic membrane; synapse; neuron projection
Molecular function (GO): transmembrane signaling receptor activity; acetylcholine-gated monoatomic cation-selective channel activity
Source: RefSeq, a predicted model, not a curated record